AUGGCCGCCAACAUGGCCGAGCUUAUGUCCUUGCUUAGGAACCCGAAUCGUGCCUCCUCGAGUCCUACUCCACAUCCAGGGCAGGGAUCGACGUCCAACCCGGCUCCACAGGUCCCGCCAACUCAUGCUCCGGAGGGUGAUAGCGCACCCGCUCCACCAACGAUGCACGCACCGGUGAUUCAUCCAGCAAAUGCUUCCUUGCCACCACCACUCGCUCCAGCAGCUAUUCCUUUCCCGCCUGCAGCAUUCCUGGCUCUAGACCAGGCCAUGGCUCCAUCACCUCCCACAUCCAUACUAGUUCCAACUCUGAUUUAUAUCGCUCCUCAACCAAUGGCUACACCAACGUCAAUGGCCUUUGCUCCUGUUCAUACUGCGGAGUCCUUUCCUUACCAAGCACCACAUACAAAUACAAGCCUCCCUUGCUAA
This is a messenger RNA of Punica granatum (pomegranate), 426 nucleotides long. NCBI's taxonomy places the organism in Eukaryota, Viridiplantae, Streptophyta, Magnoliopsida, Myrtales, Lythraceae. The record is from RefSeq and is a predicted model, not a curated record.